This is a messenger RNA of Trachemys scripta elegans, 1360 nucleotides long. RefSeq names its product ASPSCR1 tether for SLC2A4, UBX domain containing (gene ASPSCR1). The record is from RefSeq and is a predicted model, not a curated record. The transcript is spliced from 11 exons. Bases 41 to 1345 code for a protein of 434 amino acids. Lineage: Eukaryota; Metazoa; Chordata; Testudines; Emydidae.
CACGGCGCGGUCUGGGUCGAGGGGGCGUGGCAAAGGGAAGAUGGCGGCGGCCGCCGGCGGGGGGGGCUUCGCGGUCUCGGUGCUGGCCCCGAAUGGGCGGCGGGUCACGGUGCGGGUGGGCCCCGGCACCACUCUGCUCCAGAUUCUAGAGGAAGUUUGUGGGAUGCAGAACUUCAAUGCCAACGAGUAUGAUUUGAAGUUUCAGAGGUCUGUGCUAGAUCUUUCUCUGCAGUGGAGAUUUGCCAAAUUGCCCAACAAUGCCAAGCUGGAGGUGGUGCCAAUCUCUCGUAACAGAGUGGGAACUGAAAACAGAGUUCAGAUUGCAUUGCAGUUGGACAGUGGGUCCCGGUUACAGGACACCUUUCGCUCUGGCCAGACACUGUGGGAACUUCUCAGCCAUUUUACACAAACCAGGGAGUGUGUGGAGCAGCACGGUGAAUUCUCUCCAGUCUGUAUUUACAUGCGAGAUGAGAUAGCAGGGAAAGCUGCCCUGGAGAGGACAACACUGAAAUCACUUGGUCUUACUGGAGGCAAUGCCAUCAUCAGGGUUGUCAUGAAGAAAUGUGGCUCCUCUGGCCAGGAGGCAGCUGUGGACACAGUGGCCCCAUUUAGCAAGCUGCCAGUGAGCCCAGUCUCUACUGAAGAAGCAGUAGAUAUGCCAUUACCUCACGCAAGCAUGUCCUCAAAGGACUUGGACCCCAGAGAUGUGGCCUUCUCUUUAAACGUCUGCACAGACAAGCAGGACUUGAUUAAAGUAUCCCAGGCCAGCUUGGGGGAGUUGUGGCCUCCCUCAGAUCCUGCGCCUGCCCCAUUUGUCCCUUUCUUUGGAGAUGGACAGCGUCUGGGGGGGACCCCUGUAGCUGCAGACUUUCCAGUGUCAGAUAUGCUAUCUUCAAAGCUGCCAACAUCUCUCUCCAGUCCUGGAGGCCCUUCUAAACCAAAGAAGUCUAAGACCAGCCGAGAACAGCUAAAGGAGCAAGAGCAGAUUGAGCUUUUGGAGCGAGAGCCAGUCGUUUGCCAUCCAGACCUGGAAGAGCCACUGUCUGCUGGCCCACAGGAUCUUCCUGAUGAGUUCUUCGAAGUCACAGUGGACGAUGUGCGGAAACGCUUGGCCCAGCUGCAGAGUGAGAGGAAACGUCUGGAAGAAGCUCCCUUCAUGACAAAAUCUUUGAGAGAAGCUCAGAUGAAGGAAAAGUUAGAGCGCUACCCAAAGGUCGUGCUUCGAGUCCAGUUCCCAGACCGUCAUGUUCUGCAAGGGUUCUUCCGCCCCAAUGAAACUGGUAAGAGCAUCCCUGCUUCUGUCUCACUGGUGAUGCCUAGCCUGUGGUGCCACUUACAAUUGUGAACUAGUGUUACAGGA